Messenger RNA from Hipposideros armiger (great roundleaf bat), 6903 nucleotides. RefSeq names its product ubiquitin specific peptidase 35 (gene USP35). Gene Ontology annotation, biological process: protein deubiquitination. NCBI's taxonomy places the organism in Eukaryota, Metazoa, Chordata, Mammalia, Chiroptera, Hipposideridae. Gene Ontology annotation, molecular function: cysteine-type deubiquitinase activity. The coding region runs from base 2736 to 5951 and encodes 1071 amino acids. The record is from RefSeq and is a predicted model, not a curated record. Gene Ontology annotation, cellular component: cytosol; nucleus. The transcript is spliced from 12 exons.
GGAUUGGGGGGAAGGAGUGCCUUCACCCUGGAUGUUCGAGAGCCCCAGACACCGGCAUAAGGCUCGGAGGGCUCGGGGUUGGGAAGCGGAAGGUCUGGGUGCAUCCUGGGCCUCGCUGUGUGACCUUGGGCGAGCAGCUGCCCCUCUCUGGGCCUCAGACACCAUCAAUCGUGUAUGGAGGUGAUCCUGCCCCCCGCUUCCCUCACAGCUGAGGGCACCAGUGCCUAGUAGUACCAAGAAGCUCACCUAUCUUUUUGGGGUCCCGCAGCCUCAGCCAGGGUUAGGAGCAGGUGCACUGGUAAAACUGGAAGGAGGGGUGGCAUCGAGCUGGGACGCAAACUGGGGGACCAAGAGUCCGCCUCCGCUUGGAAUGGGCUUCUGCUGUUCUCAGUCUCCCGUUCAGGCGUACUCCCGUCUAUGAGAGCUCAGCGAACAGGAGACCUUGAUAUGUCAGCCUGGUGCCCCCCCUUCCAGAAAAGCUGGGGUGUGGGUGGGGACUCAGCCAUCAGAGGUAUGUGAGGGUGUCCCCCAGCCGGGAUGGGUGAGUGGUGGGUUCCUGAAAAGAGCAUAUAUACUCCCAUCCUCUUCCCCUCUCUAUCCCCCAUACCUCUUCAGUAAAAGAGCAGUUACUUUUUUUUUAACCAGUAAAACCUCUUUUUACCUUUCUUUCCAGGAGAUAGUUUGGUGGCUCAGAUGAGGGCCUCCCAAUAGUAGGGCAAGGGACUCCUUCCCAGGGCCCCUGCCCAGAGACUUGGGAGGCCAGGGAUGGAGGGACUUCUGGUUGUGGGGAGAGACAGCCUGGUGCCCCACAGGAAGUCAAAGGAGGGAAAGUGGGUAUGAGGGUCAGAGAGAGGAAAUGGGCUACAUAGCUCAGGUGCUGAGCUGGGGCUUGGAGGCGCUGCUGUGCUCUGGGGUAGGGAGAGGGUGAGUGAGACCUUGAAGCCCCCUUGCCUGUCCCAUGAAAUUCUGUGAGCUUUUGACCCGAGGGUUAACAAGGAAGUUUUUUUUUCCCUUCAGCUUUGGUUUGAGUCGUUUCUAGACUGGAUAGAGCCUCACUCAGUCCCUCCCAGUGACCUCUGUCUUGGCUGAAUUCUUGGCUGGUGUCUAAGAGUCUCAGAAUUAUGGAUAUACGAGACCAGACCUGGACAGAUGUGGGAGCAGUAACUGGACAAAGAGGCUAGUCCCUAGAAAGUGCAUUUCUGGUCAUAUUCUUCGUUUUAUCUCAUCUUGCUCUCACAUGUCUCUUGUUGGUCACUUGGUACUCCUUCACCUGUGCCUGGUCCUGUGUUGGGCACUGGGCACAGAUGGGGGGAUUGGACCUACUUCCUACCAAAGAAGGGCUGGGGAGGUAGACAGAAUCCAGUCACUGCUGAGGGAUGAGAGAACAGAGCCUUGGGAAGCCAGAACUCAGAGACCUGGACUUCAGAGAGAUUAGGAUAGACUUCCCAGAGGAGGGGGCAUGUGACCUGAGCAAUGAAGGAGUUGGAAUUAACCAGGAGAGAAGAGGGGGAAGCCCUUUUACAGCCAAGAGGACAUCAGCAAAGGUGGCCAGCAGGAAAAGCCCACUGCCCAAAUUCCUGUAGAUUCACCACUGAACAGUAUUUGUCAAGUUCCUCUCCACUCCUGCCCCACAUCAGCUAAGUGCCCCAGAAAGGGCUUGAAUGUCAAGCUCAGGAGUUUGGACCUUAUCCUGAAGGUGCUGGGAGCUUUGCGAGUUCUGAGCAGGGGCAUAGCAAGAUGAAGCUUAUGGUCUAAUGAGAUUAAUCUGAUGAUAUUUGCAGAAUGGGCCAGACAGACCAGGAAGGGCUGAGGAAGCCUGAGUUGGGGCUUAGGGCAUGAGGGUGGGGCGGGGCAUUGUACACACACACACACACACACACACACACACACACACACGAUGCUUUGGGGGUGAUGGAAGUGAGUCAUGCUCCACCACGCAGGAACAGAGACCAGUCAAUACUCAGCGGAAAUGCAGAGGGUCAUCUGAGAGAGACAGAUAAAGGGAUCUGGGCCUUCCAGGGGAGGGAUCGUGAUUUUCCUAUGUGCUUACUGUGUACCCUGCAGAGGACUGGGUGUUGCUGGGACUCUGAGGCCGUCAUGCCAGCAGUGAGAAAUAGAAGCCUAGGGCUUGGGGAGGAGCAGCAGCAUUGGCUGGGAAAUGCUAAGGGGUGGUCAUCUCCCGUUUUGGGGUUCAGAGGCUCAGAGAGGUGAAAGAGCACCAACCUUGUGGCUGUGGCCACCGUGGAGGGUAGUGGCUGGGCUAGAGUCAAAGCCUGGACUCUGUUCUUUUGCAGGAAACAUGCCUCUAUUGGAGGACGGAUUGAGGGAGGGAAUGAGGUGAUUGGUUAGGAGGCAACUGCACCAGUCCAGGCAAGAACUGGAUUGGGGCUCAGGGAGAGACAGUGGAAACGGAAGUUGGCAGUGAGGGCUAAUGGAUGAAAUUCCUUAUAGAAUCAGCAAGAUCAGGAGUGUGUCUCCUUCCCUGACAGUGUCUGUUUUACCCCUCAGUGCCAGAUGACCCAGGAAUAGACUUGUGACUGCCCCAGCCUUCAUCUUUUUUAGACCUUGUCCCAGCCCCAUCAGCGGCAGGUGGAGUGGUCCCCAUUUUUCAGGGAUAACAAGCCUUAUCCUGCCUCCCUUCUGUGGCCCGUGAUGGGGUCAGGUGAGCUUUGGGCCUCUAAAACCCUUCUGCAUGAAUGCAUCGAAGAUAUUGUUGAGUGGGUUUGUUGGUGACUAUGGUGACAGCUGAUCUCAGACUGCCUGUGUGGGAGUGGGGGCAGGUAGGCAGGGCUUGCCUGGAGUGGCCAGGCCAUGGACUACCCAGAGGCUGCAGGGCUGGCCUCGAAGAUCAGAGCCCUCACGGAAUGGCUCUACUGACUGAGCUCCCAGCUGCUGGCACAAAGCGUCUUAUAUGCACGGCCGCCAUGGACAAGAUUCUGGAGGCGGUGGUGACGUCGUCAUACCCGGCAAGUGUGAAGCAAGGGCUGGUGCGGCGAGUGCUGGAGGCGGCGCGGCAGCCGCUGGAGCGGGAGCAGUGUCUGGCGCUACUGGCCCUGGGCGCGCGCCUCUACGUGGGCGGCGCCGACGAGCUGCCGCGCCGCGUGGGCUGCCAGCUGCUGCACGUGGCUGGCCGGCACCACCCAGACGUCUUCGCGGAGUUCUUCAGCGCGCGCCGGGUGCUGCGCCUGCUGCAGGGUGGCGCCGGCCCGCCGGGGCCCCGCGCGCUCGCCUGCGUGCAGCUCGGUCUGCAGCUGUUGCCCGACGGGCCCGCGGCGGAAGAGGUGUUCGCGCUGCUGCGGCGCGAGGUGCUGCGCACUGUGUGCGAGCGCCCGGGGCCCGCGGUCUGCGCGCAGGUUGCCCGGCUGCUGGCGCGGCACCCGCGCUGCGUGCCCGAUGGCCCGCACCGCCUGCUCUUCUGCCAGCAGCUGGUGCGUUGCCUCGGCCGCUUCCGCUGCCCGGCCGAGGGCGAGGAGGGUGCAGUGGAGUUCCUGGAGCAGGCCCAGCAGGUGAGCGGGCUCCUGGCGCAGUUGUGGCGUGCGCAGCCUGCAGCCAUCCUGCCCUGCCUCAAGGAGCUGUUCGCCGUCAUCUCCUGCCCAGAGGAGGAGCCGCCGUCUAGCGCACUGGCCAGCGUGGUCCAGCACCUCCCGUUGGAGCUCAUGGAUGGCGUUGUCCGGAACCUCAGCAAUGACGACAGUGUGAUGGACUCCCAGAUGCUGACUGCUAUCAGCAGGAUGAUCGACUGGGUGUCCUGGCCCCUGGGGCGGAACAUUGACAAGUGGAUCAUUGCAUUGCUGAAGGGUCUGGCUGCUGUUAAGAAGUUCAGCAUCUUGAUCGAGGUGUCACUCGCCAAAAUUGAGAAGGUGUUUUCCAAGCUUCUGUACCCCAUUGUCCGGGGAGCCGCCUUGUCUGUCCUCAAGUACAUGCUCCUGACCUUCCAGCACUCCCAUGAGGCCUUCCACCUGCUUCUCCCUCACAUCCCCCCCAUGGUGGCCUCUCUGCUCAAGGAGGACUCCAACUCGGGGACCAGCUGCCUGGAGCAGCUGGCGGAGCUCGUCCACUGCAUGGUGUUCCGGUUCCCGGGCUUCCCGGACCUGUACGAGCCUGUUAUGGAGGCCAUCAAGGACCUCCAUGUUCCCAAUGAGGACCGCAUCAAGCAGCUGCUGGGGCAGGAUGCCUGGACCUCCCAGAAGAGCGAGUUGGCUGGCUUCUACCCCCGGCUCAUGGCCAAGUCGGACACGGGCAAGAUUGGCUUAAUCAACCUGGGCAACACGUGCUACGUGAACAGUGUCCUUCAGGCUUUGUUCAUGGCUUCUGACUUCAGACACUGUGUGCUCCGUUUGACGGAGAACAACUCGCAGCCCUUGAUGACCAAGCUGCAGUGGCUGUUCGCCUUCCUGGAGCACAGCCAGCGGCCUGCCAUUUCUCCAGAGAACUUCCUCUCUGCAUCCUGGACACCCUGGUUCAGCCCCGGCACCCAGCAGGACUGCUCAGAGUACCUGAAAUACCUGCUGGAUCGGCUGCACGAAGAGGAGAAAACAGGGGCAAGGAUCUGCCAGAAGCUCAAGCAGUCCAGCUCGCCAUCGCCACCGGAGGAGCUCCCUGGCCCAAGUUCAACCUCUGUGGAGAAGAUGUUCGGAGGCAAGAUUGUGACUCGGAUAUGCUGCCUGCGUUGCCUCAAUGUCUCCUCCAGGGAGGAGGCCUUCACGGACCUCUGUCUUGCCUUCCCCCCACCUGAGCGCAGUCGCCGCCGCCGCCUGGGUUCGGUGAUGCUCCCUGCGGAGGGCGUGGGGGCCCGGGAUCCCCCACCAUCAUCCCGGGCCCAGGGCCCAAGCAGGGUGGGUCUUCGGAGGCAGAGGAAACACUGCAUCACAGGGGACGCCCCCCACCCUGUCCUGGACAUUGAAGGCCUGAGCCCCCAGGGACCUGGGGAGCAGAGCAGCCGUGAGGAGAAGGUGGAGAGAGACGAGGAAGCAAAUGAAGAGAGAGCAGAGGAGGAGGAAGUGCCAGAGGAGCAGACGAAGGAAGAAAGGACCAGGGAGAAGGAAGAGAAGGAGAAAGAGGUGGAGGAGGAGAAGGCAGAGAAGGAGGCUGAGAAAGAGGCUGAGGAGGAGGAGGACAGCCCGGGCCCAGGGACCCACAGGGCCACCGUGCCCUCUGCGGAGGGCUCCCGCUCCGUCCUGGACCUGGUCAAUUACUUCCUGUCCCCCGAGAGGCUGACCGCAGAGAACCGCUACUACUGCGAGUCGUGCGCCUCGCUGCAGGAGGCGGAGAAGGUGGUGGAGCUGAGCCAGGGCCCGCGCUACCUCAUCCUGACCCUGCUGCGCUUUUCCUUCGACCUGCGCACCAUGCGGCGCCGCAAGAUCCUGGAUGACGUCACCCUCCCCCUGCUGCUCCGCCUGCCGCUGGCUGGAGGCCGGGGCCAGGCCUACGAUCUCUGCAGCGUCGUGGUGCACUCCGGGGUGUCCUCAGAGAGCGGCCACUACUACUGCUACGCCCGCGAGGGCGCCGCCCGCCCGGGCGCUUCCCUGGGAACUGCCGACAGGCCGGAGCCCGAGCACCAGUGGUACUUGUUUAACGACACUCGGGUGUCCUUCUCCUCCUUCGAGUCUGUCAGCAACGUCACCUCCUUCUUCCCCAAGGACACGGCCUACGUGCUCUUCUACCGGCAGCGGCCAGGGGAGGGGGCCGAGGCUGAGCCAGGCUCCCCCCGAGUGCGGACAGAGCCCACCCUCCACAAAGACUUGAUGGAAGCUAUUUCCAAAGACAACACCCUCUUCCUGCAGGAGCAGGAGAAGGAGGCACGGAGCAGGGCGGCCUACAUCUCUGCACUCCCCGCAUCUCCACAUUGGGGGAGGGGCUUUGACGAAGACAAGGAUGAAGAUGAAGGCUCUCCCGGGGGCUGCAACCCUGCAGGUGGCAAUGGCGGUGACUUCCACAGAUUGGUCUUCUAAUGGGAACCCAUCCCUGGCCUGCUUCUACUUGUGGGGGAGGUGUCACAGCCAGCCUCAGGGGAGGCCUUGACCCCUUUCUUCUGGAAGCUGGGUGGGGGCCCAGGUCCUGGGAGAGGCACGCUCUGCCAGCUGGGGUCUGAGGGAGGCAGGUCCAGUCCUGAAGGUAGGCCCUUCCACGGGUGAGAAAGAAAGGUGGAGAGGGAGCUUCUGGGACAGCAGUCCUCAGCCUGAGGGCUACACGGAGCCUCAGCUAUGGAGGUGAGAUCCAGCCCCUUACACUGGGCCUCAGGUCCUGGCACUGGGAUCAGCCCCAAUAGGAUUUUACACCCAAGUGUCCUGGUCAACUUGAAGCAGCUUAGAUGCACACUAGCCUUGUCCCCCCGCACCCUACCGACAGGGCUGAACCUCACAGCUCUAGUGUUUGGCCAUCAAGUAGCAUUUCCCUUCCAGCUCCUUUUAGACAACCCUAUUACUCUAUAGUAUAAACAGCAGAGCAGGAUCCAAGUCCUUGCACAAAGAAGGGGGCUCAGCUCUGGCUACCUUCCUGUUUCUCUGGGGGGGUUUCAGAGGUGCCCGCACCAUCUGUACCUGCACCCACACCAAGCAACAAUGCAUAGAGGUGAGGACGUCCCCCCUCUAGUGGGAGACCCUGAACCCCCUCUCCCUUAGCCUGCCUCAGUGCCUGAGAUGCCGCCGUUUGCAUCCCCCGUCUGGUUAAGAUGGAGAAUCCGUCCUUUACUGAAAAUAUGUCUUUCUCAUGAAGCCAUGGUCCUGAGGAACGCUGGCUGGCUCGGCUCCUCAUCAGCUGGCCACUAGAGCAGCAGCCUGGGGGCUGGUGGGGAUGGUCUGGUGAGGCGCAGAUACUGACCUCAUGUGCCCUGACACUGCUGUACCCCUUCCAAUGGAGAGAAGAGACCCAGGGUCUCAAACAGGAAUAAAAUAGUUCUCUGAA